This is a messenger RNA of Arabidopsis arenosa, 2164 nucleotides long. The record is from the annotation of a GenBank genome assembly. NCBI's taxonomy places the organism in Eukaryota, Viridiplantae, Streptophyta, Magnoliopsida, Brassicales, Brassicaceae.
AGCCCUUCUUCACACACUCACAACAACCAAUCAUAGUUAAAUAAAAAAAAGCAGUCAUGGCAUUUUCAUCUUCCUGUUCGUCCGUCAAAGCCGUCAACUCACGGUGGACGUUUCCGUCUCCGUCACCGUCUUCUAGAUUCGCCGUCAUCCCUGCUUUCCUCCACCGCCGUUACGCAACAAGCGUCAAACUAACGGCCACAAGCGCCGCCUUAAAAACCGUCGAGCAAACGACGUUAACAGAGAAUAACAAAUUCUCCACCGUCGGAUCUGAUUCUGAUGAAUACAAUCCAACGCUUCCAAAGCCGAGGAUCCUCGUCGCCGAGAAACUCGGAGAAGCCGGCGUAAAUCUCCUCAGGGAAUUCGGUGACGUUGACUGCUCUUACGAUCUUUCACCAGAGGAUCUGAAGAAGAAAGUGGCGGAGAGUGACGCUCUGAUCGUGAGAAGCGGAACAAAAGUGACGAGGGAAGUGUUUGAGGCGGCGAAGGGGCGGUUGAAAGUGGUCGGAAGAGCCGGAGUUGGAAUUGACAAUGUUGAUCUGCAGGCGGCGACGGAGCAUGGCUGUUUGGUGGUUAAUGCUCCGACGGCUAAUACGGUUGCUGCUGCCGAACACGGUAUUGCUUUGCUUGCUUCUAUGGCACGUAACGUUGCUCAGGCCGACGCUUCUAUUAAAGCCGGAAAAUGGGAGAGGAGCAAGUACGUCGGCGUAUCUCUCGUCGGAAAAACCUUAGCCGUGAUGGGUUUCGGGAAAGUCGGGACGGAGGUGGCGAGAAGAGCCAAGGGUCUAGGCAUGAACGUUAUCUCCCACGACCCUUACGCGCCAGCUGAUAGAGCCAGAGCUCUCGGUGUCGAUCUUGUCUCCUUUGAUCAAGCAAUCUCCACCGCCGACUUCGUUUCCCUUCACAUGCCUUUAACUCCGGCCACAAAAAAGGUCUUCAACGACGAAACCUUCUCGAAGAUGAAGAAAGGUGUUCGUCUCAUUAAUGUCGCUAGAGGUGGUGUCAUCGAUGAGGAUGCACUCGUUAGAGCUCUUGAUGCCGGAAUCGUUGCUCAGGCAGCAUUAGAUGUGUUCUGUGAGGAACCACCAUCGAAAGACAGCAAAUUGAUUCAGCAUGAAAAUGUUACUGUGACACCUCAUCUUGGAGCUAGCACAAAAGAAGCUCAGGAAGGUGUAGCCAUCGAGAUAGCAGAGGCUGUAGUAGGGGCAUUAAGAGGCGAGCUAUCAGCUACUGCGGUCAAUGCUCCAAUGGUUGAUCCUGAGGUUUUAUCUGAGUUGACUCCAUACAUUGUUUUAGCUGAGAAGCUAGGGAGGUUAGCUGUCCAAUUAGCAUCUGGAGGUAAAGGAGUACAGUCCAUUAGGGUGGUGUAUCGGUCAGCUCGGAACCGAGAUGAUUUGGAUACUAGACUACUUCGUGCAAUGAUCACAAAGGGAAUCAUUGAACCGAUCUCAGAUUCAUAUGUCAAUUUGGUGAAUGCUGAUUUCAUAGCUAAACAAAAGGGUCUUCGUAUUAGUGAGGAACGAAUGGUUGUUGAUUCAUCACCAGAGUACCCUGUUGAUUCUAUCCAAGUUCAGAUUUUGAAUGUGGAAUCGAACUUCGCUGGUGCUCUCUCUGAUUCUGGUGAUAUAAGUAUCGAAGGGAAAGUGAAAUAUGGAGUUCCGCAUUUAACUUGUGUCGGAUCAUUUGGUGUGGAUGUGAGCCUUGAAGGGAAUCUGAUACUGUGCAGGCAAGUGGAUCAACCAGGGAUGAUUGGACAGGUUGGUCACAUACUUGGGGAACAAAACGUGAAUGUGAAUUUCAUGAGUGUUGGAAGAACAGUUUUGAGGAAACAAGCGAUCAUGGCUAUUGGAGUUGAUGAAGAACCAGACAACAAAACACUUGAGAGGAUUGGGGGUGUUUCUGCGAUUGAAGAGUUUGUGUUUCUGAAACUAUAAAGUUUGAGAUGGAGUUGCGUUGUGGUGUAUGAAGAAUAAAACUGUGACCCGGAUUAAGGUGUUUUAUCCAGUGGUUGUUAAGCUGUAGAGAAUCUGUGGCAUUGUGAGUGAGUGUGAGUCUCUUGGUACUAUUACAAUGUUCUUGUUUUGCUUUCUUAUGGUAGUAUGUAAUGCUUUUGGUUAAUGUCAUGUUUCUCUUGUUUCUUGAUGUCCAAGAAAUGUGUUUUUAGGGC